Pelobates fuscus (common spadefoot toad) is the source of this 2486-nucleotide messenger RNA. RefSeq names its product CBFA2/RUNX1 partner transcriptional co-repressor 2 (gene CBFA2T2). The transcript is spliced from 11 exons. NCBI's taxonomy places the organism in Eukaryota, Metazoa, Chordata, Amphibia, Anura, Pelobatidae. Gene Ontology annotation, molecular function: transcription corepressor activity. Gene Ontology annotation, cellular component: nucleus. Gene Ontology annotation, biological process: DNA-templated transcription; negative regulation of DNA-templated transcription. The coding region runs from base 214 to 1971 and encodes 585 amino acids. The record is from RefSeq and is a predicted model, not a curated record.
AAAGCGAGGGGGGAGCUCAGUUUGACAACACAUCUGCAGUCCAUCUGCGCCAGCACAAACCUGUUUCUUCCAACUAACUGAGGAAUCACAGUUUUGUUAAAUCCACACAGAGGGGUGGAGGGGGAUCCCAUUUAGUUAGACCCAAGAAAAAUCCCAUUUCAAAUUCCACAGCCGCAUAUCUCUGACGUUACUGGUGACAAGAGGAUACCAGCGAUGCCCGGUUCUCCCAUGGAAGUGAAGAUUCACUCCAGAUCCUCUCCUCCGAGCAUGGCUCCUCUGCCACCAGUGAACCCCAGCGGGCCCAGGCCUGUCUCCUUCCCACCAUCAACACUCACCAAUGGCAUUAAUCACUCUCCGCCCUCCCUGAAUGGAGCUCCUUCUCCUCCUCAACGUUCCAGCAACGGUCCUUCGUCUUCAUCCUCCUCUUCACUUGCCAAUCAGCAGCUCCCUGCCACCUGUGGCGUCAGACAACUGAGCAAACUUAAAAGGUUUCUUACGACCUUGCAGCAAUUUGGCAAUGACAUCUCCCCCGAAAUAGGAGAGAAAGUCCGAACUCUUGUCCUGGCCCUGGUGAAUUCAACAGUGACCAUCGAGGAGUUUCACUGUAAGCUGCAAGAAGCCACCAAUUUUCCACUGCGUCCUUUUGUCAUCCCAUUUCUAAAGGCGAACUUACCACUUCUCCAGCGGGAAUUGCUGCAUUGUGCCCGUGCUGCCAAGCAGACUCCUUCCCAGUACUUGGCUCAACAUGAACAUAUUCUCCUCAACACCAACACAUCUUCUCCAUCUGACUCCUCUGAAUUACUAAUAGAGGUCAAUGGAAAUGGAAAGAGACACAGUCCAGAGAGGAGAGAAGAUAAUGUCUUUGAGAGAGACCCUCUUCCACCUGAACCUCCUGUUAAAAGGGUGUGCACUAUUAGCCCUGCACCCAGGCACAGUCCGGCCUUGUCUCUGCCGCUUCUGAAUGCUACCAGCCAAUUCCACCCCACGCCACCUCCUCUACAGCACUAUACUUUGGAAGAUAUACCUGGCUCACAACUGUACCGGGACAACAUGGGCAAAAUAGGAGACCACAGAGAUUUGAGAGAGCGGCACCAAAUCAUGGGUAUGAAUGGGAAUUUAAAUAAUAGCUUUCAAGAAGAGCUUGUGGAUCAUCGACUGACUGAGAGGGAGUGGGCUGAAGAAUGGAAGCAUUUGGAUCAUGCGCUCAACUGCAUCAUGGAGAUGGUCGAAAAGACAAAGCGAUCCAUGGCUGUAUUACGAAGGUGUCAGGAAGUGGACAAGGAUGAACUUAACUACUUAAGGAGGAGAUGUAAUGAGUCUGCUGAGCUCAGGAAGGGAAGUGGCCACAACAGCAGACAACACAGUCCAACCAGCACAGACUCCGGAAGCAGUGAUUCUCAGCGUGAUUUCGGCAGCAGAACAGGAGCAGGCUAUGUUACUGAUGAGAUCUGGAGGAAAGCAGGUACACGAUGUCUUCUAUCUUCUGGGGACAAAGCAGCCAGAGAGGAGGCUGUCAAUGAGGUGAAGCGUCAGGCUAUGUCAGAGGUCCAGAAAGCGGUGUCUGAGGCUGAACAGAAAGCAUUUGAGAUGAUUGCAUCAGAGAGAGCCAGGAUGGAGCAGACCAUCGCGGAUGCCAAGCGGAGAGCUACAGAAGAUGCAUUUUCAGUGGUCAAUGAGCAGGAGGAAUCCACAGAGAGUUGCUGGAAUUGUGGUCGUAAGGCGAGUGAGACUUGUAGUGGGUGUAACAUUGCUCGAUAUUGUGGCUCAUUCUGCCAGCACAAGGAUUGGGAGAAGCACCAUCGUAUCUGUGGGCAGAAUGUGCACAGUCAGGCCAAACCUUUGACCCCUGUACGGUCUUUGAUUCCUAAACCCUCCGACCCGGUUCUGCUGAGUCCCACCUUGGAGAGGUCAUCAAGUGCAACAUCACGUUCUUCCACUCCAGCAUCCAUUACCGCGGUGGACGGCCUGUAAACAAGGGCACUGCUUAUCUGCGUUGUUUUGUCUCUUCAGAGGAUGAAUGUUAAAUGAAUAAAGUCCCGAGAUUAAUCUGUAGCUGACCCCAAAAAACAGAGGAGCAAAAGGGGUCUUAAAGAAACCAAACUGAGAAGCAUUUUGCCUACCAUGAUGAGAGUAACUUACCCAAAGGCAUUCAGAAUAUUAUAAUAAACAAAGAAUAUACUUUCUGGUGACUUUGGAAAAAAAAAAAAAAUUUGGACUACAACAGAUUCAUCUUGUUAUUAUCGAUUUAAAAGAAUGUUACAUUCUAUCAGCAUAAAUUGUGACGAUCAUACUAGCCUUUGGUUCUAUCUGCAAGGUUCUUCCUAUUCCCUUUCUCUGGGUCUGGAGAAAGAAAGAUUUUCAAAGCUGAAAAUGUUUGCUCUUAUACACAUAAACUAUAGACAUUACUAUUGUAAGAUGGCAACAACAAUCGCAACACAUCAAAUCACUUUGCAUGAUUUUUUUUUCCUUGUUUUUUUAUUUUUUAU